AUGGGAGAGAAGACCGAAGCCCAGCCCGGGCACGUCCAGCCCCUCUCCCAACCCGCUCACACUCUCACGUACGAGGCCAUCCUCAAUGAGCUCAAGGUAGACCCCGAGGAGGGCCUGACCACCGCCGAGGCGAAGAAGCGCCUCGGAGAGUUCGGACCCAAUGAACUGGAAGGUGGUGAGGGCGUGUCUCUUGUCAAAAUCGUUAUUAGACAGAUUGCCAAUGCAAUGAUGCUGGUCCUCAUUAUUGCAAUGGCUGUCAGUUUCGGUAUCCAGUCUUGGAUCGAAGGUGGUGUUAUCGCAGCCGUUAUUGGACUCAAUAUCGUGGUGGGUGUGUAUCAGGAUUAUGCCGCGGAGAAGACAAUGGACUCCCUCCGCUCUCUGAGUUCGCCCACUGGUGUCGCUACGCGCGACGGUAAAACAAACACCAUUCCCGCUGUCGAAAUCGUUCCCGGAGACAUGAUUGAACUGAAAGUCGGCGACACUGUCCCGGCAGAUGUUAGACUUGUCGAUGCCAUGAACUUUGAAACCGACGAGGCUCUGUUGACCGGAGAGUCGCUCCCAGUACAGAAAGAGGUCGAUGUCACCUUUGACCAUGAUACCGGACCUGGAGAUCGCCUGAACAUUGCAUACAGCUCCUCAACCGUUACCCGCGGACGCGCUCGUGGAGUUGUCGUUGGCACUGGAAUGAAGACCGAGAUUGGUGCUAUUGCUGCAGCCCUCCGUGCGGGUGACUCUAAGAGACGCCCCGUCAAGCGUGGUCCCGAAGGCGAGACCAAGAAGCGCUGGUAUGUGCAAGCUUGGACUUUGACCUGCACCGACGCUGUUGGUCGAUUCUUGGGUAUUAAUGUCGGAACCCCCUUGCAACGCAAGCUUUCCAAGCUCGCCCUGCUUCUCUUUGGUAUCGCUGUUGUGUUCGCGAUUAUCGUCAUGGCUGUCAACGAUUUCAGCAGCGAAAAGGAGGUCAUUAUUUAUGCAGUUGCCACUGGUCUUGCGAUGAUUCCAGCUUGCUUGGUUGUGGUGUUGACUAUUACCAUGGCGGUGGGAACAAAGCAAAUGGUUGAAAGACAUGUCAUUGUCCGACGUCUUGACUCCCUCGAAGCUCUUGGGGCUGUGACUAACAUCUGCUCAGACAAGACUGGAACGCUCACCCAAGGAAAGAUGGUCGUUAAGAGGGCGUGGAUUCCAUCUCUGGGAACGUAUUCGGUCGGGGCCACCAAUGAUGCAUCGAACCCUACUGAGGGUGACGUUAGCCUCUUGCCCGAUGCCCCUAUGAAGCUCCACCGUGAUAUGCAGGGUGACCCUGCGAACCCCCAGGACCUGAUCAAGGACAACAAGGUUCUGGAGGACUAUCUUAACGUCGCUUCCAUGGCAAACCUCGCCCACGUGCACCAGUCUGAAAACAACGAAUGGCAAACUCGUGGAGAGCCAACCGAUAUCGCGAUUCAGGUCUUCGCAACUCGCUUUAACUGGGGCCGCGAACGCUGGACAAAGGGUGAGAACGCCAUCUGGAAACAGAAGGCUGAGUACCCCUUUGACUCGACUGUGAAGAAGAUGUCGGUGAUCUUUGCCCGCGACGGAGGCUCCGAGAAGGGUGGCCGCCAAAUGGUCUUCACCAAGGGUGCUGUGGAACGCGUCCUCGAAUCUUGCACAUCUGUCAUAUGGACUGCCGGCGAAGCCCCUACUGCCUUAAACGAUGACCUCAAGAAUGAAAUCCUCCAGAAUAUGGAAGCCCUCGCCAAGGAAGGUCUCCGGGUUCUGUGCCUCGCAUGCCGCGAGGACCACAGCACAUUCGCUGAAGGUGAAGAGAUUCCCUCCCGUGACACUGUCGAGAAGGACCUCGUUUUCUGCGGUUUGAUCGGUCUUUACGACCCCCCUCGUCCGGAGACUGCUGGUGCUAUCGAAGAGUGUUACCGCGCUGGAAUUUCCGUCCAUAUGGUUACUGGUGAUCACCCUGGUACAGCGAGAGCCAUCGCAGCCCAGGUUGGAAUUAUCCCUGCCAACAUGAAUGAAGUUGCCAAGGACGUCGCAGACGCAAUGGUCAUGACUGCCAGCCAAUUUGACAAACUGACCGACGACGAGAUUGAUGCUCUGCCCACACUUCCCCUAGUGAUCGCUCGAUGCGCACCAAACACCAAGGUUCGAAUGAUUGAUGCUCUUCACCGACGCGGCCGCUACGCUGCCAUGACGGGAGACGGUGUCAACGACUCUCCCUCCUUGAAGCGGGCAGAUGUUGGAAUUGCAAUGGGAGAGGCAGGAUCUGAUGUGGCUAAGGAUGCUUCUGAGCUUGUCUUGACUGAUGACAACUUUGCCUCAAUUAUCAACGGUAUUGAGGAGGGCCGCCGUAUCUUUGAUAACAUUCAGAAAUUCGUCCUGCACCUUCUCGCGGAAAACGUUGGUCUUGCGCUCACCCUCCUCAUCGGUCUCGUCUUCAAGGAUGAAAACGGGCAGUCCGUCUUCCCCAUUGCGCCUGUUGAGAUUCUGUGGAUCAUUAUGAUUACCUCUGGUAUGCCUGAUAUGGGAUUGGGAAUGGAGAUUGCCGCUCCAGAUAUCAUGGACCGACCCCCGCAAAGCAAACAAGGUAUCUUCACAUGGGAAAUCAUCGUCGACACGAUCGUGUACGGAGUCUGGAUGGCCGCCCUCUGUCUUUCUGCCUUCUCGCUCGUCCUGUACGUCUGGGGCGAUGGAAACCUCGCAUCCGGUUGCAACGCCAACUACAGCGCUGAGUGUGACACCGUGUUCCGUGCCCGCGCCACUACUUUCGUCUGCAUGACAUGGUUCGCCCUAUUCCUCGCCUGGGAGAUGAUCAACAUGCGCCGUAGUUUCUUCCGCAUGCAGCCUGGCUCCAAGAGGUACUUCACCCAGUGGAUGCAUGACGUCUGGCGCAACAAGUUCCUCUUCUGCGGUGUUAUGCUUGGUUUCGUUACGACUUUCCCUGCGCUCUACAUCCCUGUCAUCAAUGAUGUCGUUUUCAAGCACACUGGAAUCUCCUGGGAAUGGGGUGUCGUUAUCGUGGAGGCCAUUCUCUUCUUCGCCGGCGUGGAGCUCUGGAAGUGGUGUAAGCGCAUCUACUUCCGACGCGAGUCUGUCCGUAACAAGGACACUGGCAAUGUCUACCGUGGCCCCCAAGAUUUCAGCCGGUACACCACCAUGAGCCGCAGUGACACUCAGGCAACUGGUGACAUGAAGGUGGAAGGAUCCAUGGUUUGA
Molecule: messenger RNA, 3207 nt
Organism: Aspergillus calidoustus
Lineage: Eukaryota; Fungi; Ascomycota; Eurotiomycetes; Eurotiales; Aspergillaceae
Source: the annotation of a GenBank genome assembly